AUGAAAGGUUGGCAUUGUGUUGGUCAUGAACUGCCCCCGGAAGCCAUAGUUUCACCCUGGGAGGACUCCCCUACGAGCCCAAGAGGUCCCUGCCCAUCGGGCACUCCCCCUGGGAGGACUCCCCUACGAGCCCAAGAGGUCCCUGCCCAUCGGGCACUCCCCCUGGGAGGACUCCCCGACGAGCCCAAGAGGUCCCUGCCCAUCGGGCACUCCCCCUGGGAGGACUCCCCGACGAGCCCAAGAGGUCCCUGCCCAUCGGGCACUCCCCCUGGGAGGACUCCCCUACGAGCCCAAGAGGUCCCUGCCCAUCGGGCACUCCCCCUGGGAGGACUCCCCUACGAGCCCAAGAGGUCCCUGCCCAUCGGGCACUCCCCCUGGGAGGACUCCCCGACGAGCCCAAGAGGUCCCUGCCCAUCGGGCACUCCCCCUGGGAGGACUCCCCGACGAGCCCAAGAGGUCCCUGCCCAUCGGGCACUCCCCCUGGGAGGACUCUCCGACGAGCCCAAGAGGUCCCUGCCCAUCGGGCAUUCCCCCUGGGAGGACUCCCCUACGAGCCCAAGAGGUCCCUGCCCAUCGGGCACUCCCCCUGGGAGGACUCCCCGACGAGCCCAAGAGGUUCCUGCCCAUCGGGCACUCCCCCUGGGAGGACUCCCCGACGAGCCCAAGAGGUCCCUGCCCGUCGGGCACUCCCCCUGGGAGGACUCCCCUACGAGCCCAAGAGGUCCCUGCCCGUCGGGCACUCCCCCUGGGAGGACUCCCCUACGAGCCCAAGAGGUCCCUGCCCAUCGGGCACUCCCCCUGGGAGGACUCCCCUACGAGCCCAAGAGGUCCCUGCCCAUCGGGCACUCCCCCUGGGAGGACUCCCCGACGAGCCCAAGAGGUCCCUGCCCAUCGGGCAUUCCCCCUGGGAGGACUCCCCUACGAGCCCAAGAGGUCCCUGCCCAUCGGGCACUCCCCCUGGGAGGACUCCCCUACGAGCCCAAGAGGUCCCUGCCCGUCGGGCACUCCCCCUGGGAGGACUCCCCUACGAGCCCAAGAGGUCCCUGCCCAUCGGGCACUCCCCCUGGGAGGACUCCCCUACGAGCCCAAGAGGUCCCUGCCCGUCGGGCACUCCCCCUGGGAGGACUCCCCUACGAGCCCAAGAGGUCCCUGCCCAUCGGGCACUCCCCCUGGGAGGACUCCCCUACGAGCCCAAGAGGUCCCUGCCCAUCGGGCACUCCCCCUGGGAGGACUCCCCGACGAGCCCAAGAGGUCCCUGCCCAUCGGGCACUCCCCCUGGGAGGACUCCCCGACGAGCCCAAGAGGUCCCUGCCCAUCGGGCACUCCCCCUGGGAGGACUCCCCGACGAGCCCAAGAGGUCCCUGCCCAUCGGGCACUCCCCCUGGGAGGACUCCCCUACGAGCCCAAGAGGUCCCUGCCCAUCGGGCACUCCCCCUGGGAGGACUCCCCGACGAGCCCAAGAGGUCCCUGCCCAUCGGGCACUCCCCCUGGGAGGACUCCCCGACGAGCCCAAGAGGUCCCUGCCCAUCGGGCACUCCCCCUGGGAGGACUCCCCUACGAGCCCAAGAGGUCCCUGCCCAUCGGGCACUCCCCCUGGGAGGACUCCCCUACGAGCCCAAGAGGUCCCUGCCCAUCGGGCACUCCCCCUGGGAGGACUCCCCGACGAGCCCAGGGAGGUCCCUGCCCAUCGGGCACUCCCCUUGGGAGGACUCCCCGAUGCGCCCAAAGAGGAGAGCAACUGAGGCAACAGAUUCAAUUCUCGCUGACCAGGGAAUAUGA
Messenger RNA from Penaeus chinensis, 1779 nucleotides. RefSeq names its product proteoglycan 4-like. NCBI's taxonomy places the organism in Eukaryota, Metazoa, Arthropoda, Malacostraca, Decapoda, Penaeidae. The record is from RefSeq and is a predicted model, not a curated record. The transcript is spliced from 2 exons. Bases 1 to 1779 code for a protein of 592 amino acids.